This is a messenger RNA of Pocillopora meandrina, 715 nucleotides long. The record is from the annotation of a GenBank genome assembly. Lineage: Eukaryota; Metazoa; Cnidaria; Anthozoa; Scleractinia; Pocilloporidae.
UCGACGUUGUUCAACGCCGAGACUUCGGAGUUGUUUUCACAGCUUUUGGGCUUGAAGUUUGACCAGAAGUUCGCUGCAUUCAAACGUGAUCUAGACGAGAAAGAAGCUAUCACUCAGUCCCAACUGAAGAAGCUGAAAACUGAAUCCAAGGCUUCGAGUUCUUUUAACUUCAAAGCAAAAAAAGUACAAUACAGGUUCAACAGCUCUCUACUAGAUGCAAUAGACGGGGCUGUCAAGACCAUCUCAAAAGGCAACCUUUCAGCAGCCAAUUCAGAGCUCAAAAGAGUGAAAAUUCUCAUUACUAAACGCAACAAGUUAAUUCAUUUCGCAUACAAGAGCCUCGCUGGUUGGACAGUCGUUGAAGGUUAUGAAUCGGCCGAACCAAUGAUUCAGAGGAGAGAAAAAGCUCCCAUCGGCUGAGAGACGAGCACUCGUUAAGAUUCGGGAGAGGAAGCGUAGAAAUGUGUCUAGCCGGCCUAACCCUACAACUACUCUUAAUUCAGCGAGGCUCCAUUUGCUGGAUCAUCCAUUGGCAGUUCUUUUUCUCCUGAUCAGCCUCCUUUUUUGCAUGGAGUCUUUUCGUGGACGUCAGCCUCAAAAGGCAGACAAGCGCUUUAGCUGCGGACAGAGAGGCCACUGGGCGAAUUCUUCCUCCUGCCCAAACCGUUUUAGAGGAACCAUUCCAGCCGUUACAAGCAGUAAAAAUACAAACUGA